This is a messenger RNA of Gorilla gorilla gorilla (western lowland gorilla), 879 nucleotides long. RefSeq names its product HRas proto-oncogene, GTPase (gene HRAS). Gene Ontology annotation, cellular component: membrane. Lineage: Eukaryota; Metazoa; Chordata; Mammalia; Primates; Hominidae. Gene Ontology annotation, biological process: signal transduction. The transcript is spliced from 5 exons. The record is from RefSeq and is a predicted model, not a curated record. The coding region runs from base 28 to 597 and encodes 189 amino acids. Gene Ontology annotation, molecular function: GTPase activity; GTP binding.
CCCCGGGCCGCAGGCCCCUGAGGAGCGAUGACGGAAUAUAAGCUGGUGGUGGUGGGCGCCGGCGGUGUGGGCAAGAGUGCGCUGACCAUCCAGCUGAUCCAGAACCACUUUGUGGACGAAUACGACCCCACUAUAGAGGAUUCCUACCGGAAGCAGGUGGUCAUUGAUGGGGAGACAUGCCUGUUGGAUAUCCUGGACACGGCCGGCCAGGAGGAGUACAGCGCCAUGCGGGACCAGUACAUGCGCACCGGGGAGGGCUUCCUGUGUGUGUUUGCCAUCAACAACACCAAGUCUUUUGAGGACAUCCACCAGUACAGGGAGCAGAUCAAACGGGUGAAGGACUCGGAUGACGUGCCCAUGGUGCUGGUGGGGAACAAGUGUGACCUGGCUGUACGCACUGUGGAAUCUCGGCAGGCUCAGGACCUCGCCCGAAGCUACGGCAUCCCCUACAUCGAGACGUCGGCCAAGACCCGGCAGGGAGUGGAGGAUGCCUUCUACACGUUGGUGCGUGAGAUCCGGCAGCACAAGCUGCGGAAGCUGAACCCUCCUGAUGAGAGUGGCCCCGGCUGCAUGAGCUGCAAGUGUGUGCUCUCCUGACGCAGCACAAGCUCAGGACAUGGAGGUGCCGGAUGCAGGGAGGAGGUGCAGAUGGAAGGAGGAGGAAGGACGGAAGCAAGGAAGGAAGGAAGGGCUGCUGGAGCCCAGUCACCCCGGGACCGUGGGCCGAGGUGACCGCAGACCCUCCCAGGGAGGCUGUGCACAGACUGUCUUGAACAUCCCAAAUGCCACCGGAACCCCAGCCCUUAGCUCCCCUCCCAGGCCUCUGUGGGCCCUUGUCGGGCACAGAUGGGAUCACAGUAAAUUAUUGGAUGGUCUUGA